AUGCCUAUAAACGAGAGUUCUACUAUACAUUGUAAGCAUACCCAUCACUUCAUACCUAGCCCUAGUAUCAACGGAAGUCAUGAUAUUCGUAUCAAAGCUCCAUCUUCCAAACGAAAGAGAACCACAACCUAUGGCUACUCCUAUAGGGAAUUCUACUCGAACAAAUCUUCCAAGGACAAAAGAAUGAAACCAGAAAUUGCACAACCUACUAGCAAUAGCAAAAAGCACGCAAAAGAACGUUAUUUUAAGAAGACUCUUCGUUGUAACUACUGCAAGAAAGCUGGACAUGUACCAGAGGAAUGUAGAAGAAAAAGGGAAAAUAACGUAUGUUACAAAUGUGGAGAUCCAGGCCAUUUCCGUCACUAUUGUCCAAAACUAUCUAAGGCACCCAAUAACGAGGAUCGAAACCCCGAUGAAGCUAAGAAGAACGCAUAA
Messenger RNA from Helianthus annuus (common sunflower), 435 nucleotides. RefSeq lists its product as uncharacterized. Gene Ontology annotation, molecular function: zinc ion binding; nucleic acid binding. The transcript has a single exon. The coding region runs from base 1 to 435 and encodes 144 amino acids. The record is from RefSeq and is a predicted model, not a curated record. NCBI's taxonomy places the organism in Eukaryota, Viridiplantae, Streptophyta, Magnoliopsida, Asterales, Asteraceae.